This is a messenger RNA of Entamoeba invadens IP1, 2079 nucleotides long. RefSeq names its product cullin, putative. Gene Ontology annotation, cellular component: Cul3-RING ubiquitin ligase complex. Gene Ontology annotation, molecular function: ubiquitin protein ligase binding. The transcript has a single exon. Lineage: Eukaryota; Evosea; Mastigamoebida; Endamoebidae. The record is from RefSeq and is a predicted model, not a curated record. The coding region runs from base 1 to 2079 and encodes 692 amino acids. Gene Ontology annotation, biological process: ubiquitin-dependent protein catabolic process; protein ubiquitination.
AUGCGAUCAGUGUCGACACUGUCGCCGCACCAACUUAACUCUGCAGACUACACAAAGAUGUGGUCCAACAUUAAAGAAAAUAUAACAGACACACUCACGCACAAACAAUCGUCAGUCACUGAGAUGGAACUCUAUCACCUAAUUUAUACAAUAUCCAUUGCGCCAGGCGAGAUGUGGAGAAUACUACAAGCCAAUAUAUUGUCAUAUUUGUCAAAACAUUGUUCAAAUGUCGCCGAGUCGUUGAGCAGUCGAGAGGUCAUGUCUCAAAAAUUGGAAAUUUAUGUCGCCGAAUUUGCUAAUUACCAGAAUGCACUGAAACACACGGAAAAAUUCUGUAAAUACCUGACUACGUACUAUUUACACGAAUCGAUUUCGGAGUGCGGAAAAAGAAUUUGGCUCGAUACAGUUUUCACCCAACAUUCAAAAGAAAUUAUGGGAGAAGCUAUGGAACUCAUCCACAAAAUUAGAGACGCAAAAACACCAAAUGACACAAGGGGAAAAUCGUAUGACCAGAUAACGUUGGACUCGUUCAGAGAGGUGUUGUUGAGUUCGGGGUAUAACGCCCAGGUAUCACGAGAGAACUACGAGAUGUUUGAAAAUGCGUAUAUAACCGACUUUGAAAAUUUGACGAAAACACUUGAAAAUAUCGACGGCCAGAAGUUCGUUGAGAGCGCGCUCAAGCUUGAAGAAACCGAAGAGAAGAACGUGUGGGUAAAUUUGGACAAGUCAACAAUUGAAAAGGGAAAGGCAGUGACCAACACACUUUGGGUGAAAAAAAUUGGAUGUGUUGGGAAAUUGUUGUUGGAAGGACUCAACGAAAAUGAAACUCUUGUUGAGCUCAUUUACAAUGGAAUGAAGAAAUCUGUUGACCAAACAAUAAUAGAGGAUUUAAGAAAGGAAUAUGCGGGGUGGAUUGUGUCGGUUGCGUUCACUGCGAUAAAAAAUUUUGUGGGAGACCGCACACUGUGGGUUGAAAGGUUAGUAGAAAUAUUGCACAAAGUGAAUCACUCUCUUGAUUUGUUACACAACGACUUGUCCUUCAUCCAAACAGCAGAGAUUACACUAAAAAAUAUUUUGGUUGCAGCACCGCAUAAAAACACGGAGAAUAACCCAAUGUACAUUGCACAGUACAUCCAUGACUCGUUGCGAGUGUCGUCGAGCCAAGUGCACAAAUUGUCUAAUCCACCAAAAACCAAAUUUACACCACUCGAGGUUAUCGACUUGUCUUGUUAUUUGCAAGACCACGACAUCUUCGAUGAUUGGUACUUGAAGUUACUUGCCAAGAGACUUUUGUCGCAUGAAGUCCAAGACCUGAAAACGGAAGAAAGCAUAAUAAACAGAUUGCGGGAAAUCAGUGGUGUAUCGUAUGCCACAAAGUUAGGAAGGAUGUUUUCAGAUAUAACGAUGAGCAGCAAACUGACGCAAGAAUUUUCUGCACAGACGAAAUCUGAAAUACUCGACGUCUCGAUUUGCACGGGAGGCACGUGGCCAUUAAAGCCUAGCGAGAACAUUGACCUUCCAGAGGUCAUGAAAAACUUGUCUGGAACUUUCGAGCAUUUCUACAAGAAGCGAUUUGAGUCCCGUAAGUUGCAAUGGGUGUUGAAUGUGUCAACUGUUUGUUUGACCUGGGAACAUGGCGGCCAGAAAAGGAAAGUGGUUCUUCCUUCUAUCGCGGCAGCCAUAGUUUUGUUUGUCUCGACUGGUCAGAAGUUCAAGAACGAAGGAGAGGUCUUUACGACUUACCAGUCAAUGAUAAAAAGUGGUGUUUUAACGCAAGACGGAAAAAUAAGUGAACAGUUUGUGAAUGGUCAUUACCACCGAGUUUCGGUAGCGGAGCGAAAGGGGGAUGACAAGAUCAAAGAGGACAGAACAGCGUGGGGAGAGGCUGUCUGCGUCAGGCUGAUGAAAAGACUUAAAAGGUGCAACGAAAGGGAAUUUAUUAAUCUUGUAAUCAAAGAAAAAGCGGCUUUCAUUCCAACAGAGGCAUUUGUACAAAGCGUCAUCGAAAAACUCAUUGAAAAGGAGUAUAUUGAGAGAGAGAAAGGGAAGAGUGGGAUUAUCAAAUACGUCUAUGCUUAA